This is a messenger RNA of Hyposmocoma kahamanoa, 1740 nucleotides long. RefSeq names its product PRKCA-binding protein (gene PICK1). The transcript is spliced from 12 exons. Lineage: Eukaryota; Metazoa; Arthropoda; Insecta; Lepidoptera; Cosmopterigidae. The record is from RefSeq and is a predicted model, not a curated record. Gene Ontology annotation, biological process: positive regulation of receptor internalization; regulation of Arp2/3 complex-mediated actin nucleation; intracellular protein transport. The coding region runs from base 232 to 1740 and encodes 502 amino acids. Gene Ontology annotation, cellular component: neuron projection; trans-Golgi network membrane; synaptic vesicle. Gene Ontology annotation, molecular function: phospholipid binding; protein domain specific binding; protein kinase C binding.
CCGUUCAAUGAUCCCAGGAUUUAUCCACAAUUACUCGACCCGUGGAGUCAUGCUUUAUUUGAAGAUAAAAUCAAGCCUUUGGAUAGUAAAUCAGAUUCAAAGUUACUUGUUGAUAUUGAACAAAGUGCUUCGAAAACUCAAGAAAUAGCUGAAAAUAUUCAUGAAAUCAAGAUUGUUGAAGAGCAACUAAAAGAUGUCGCAGACUUUGAAACAAAUUGUAUUUUCAACGAUAUGCGCACGGAAAGAUUCUUGAUACACCAUCAAGAUUUGAUGGGCAUGACAGUAACAUCUGGCAGCGUGACACUCGCCAAGGAUGAGAAGAAUCUCAUCGGAAUCAGUAUUGGCGGUGGAGCUCCUUUGUGUCCCUGUCUCUACAUUGUACAGAUAUUCGACAAUACCCCAGCUUCGAAAGAAGGUACGCUUCAAAGCGGUGAUGAGUUGGUUGGAGUCAAUGGACAGACUGUAAAAGGAAAGACUAAAGUUGAAGUUGCGAAGAUGAUACAAUCUGCUAAGGAUGAAGUAACAAUAAACUACAACAAACUUCACGCAGAUCCAAAACAAGGCAAAAGCCUAGAUAUAAUCAUGAAGAAGAUCAAACAUCGACUAGUCGAAAACAUGUCAUCAGGAGCGGCUGAUGCUUUGGGUUUGUCUAGAGCUAUUCUGUGCAAUGACACACUGGUUGCCAAGCUGAAUGAAUUAAGGGAUACUGAAAGCACUUAUAAAAGACUUGUUGAACAUGCCAAAAGAAUGUUAAAAUCCUACUUCGACCUACUUCAAACAUACAAGUCAAUAGGUGACAUAUUUGCAGCCAUAGGAGUGAGAGAGCCUCAGGCAAGAGCUUCAGAAGCAUUCACGAAGUUUGGCCAAUAUCACAGACUGUUGGAACGUGAUGGUAUUAAAAUGCUGAAGGCUUUAAAACCUAUUCUAGCAGACAUGGGCACUUAUCUAAACAAAGCGAUCCCAGACACAAAACUAACAAUCCGUAAAUAUGCGGAUACAAAGUUCGAGUAUCUCUCGUAUUGUCUCAAAGUGAAGGAAAUGGAUGACGAGGAAUAUGGUUACAAUGCCUUACAAGAGCCUUUGUACAGGGUUGAAACUGGGAAUUAUGAAUAUAGGUUGAUUCUUCGUUGUCGUCAAGAGGCAAGAUCACGUUUCGCGCGUCUGCGAUCCGACGUUCUUGUGAAACUGGAGUUGCUCGACAACAAGAAGACGCAAGACGUCGCAUACCAACUCCGUAGGUUUAUCCAGGGGCUUGCAGUUUAUCAUAAUGAAAGCGUCGAACACCUAAAAGAAAACGCUACGCUUUUCCCCGUCGAAGUGGAUCUAUCACAGAAUGCCUUCCAGUACAAAUCAACAGGACCAAUUACUUCGGACAAUCCUGAAGACGAAGAAGAAAUAGAAUAUGCCAAAGAAAUUCAAGAGUACCAUGACUUAUCAGACACUGAGAUGAAAGAACCAAAAUAUUUAAACCGUCGUCAAAACAAAGACAAGGAUAGCUCUGAAUCGUCUGAAAAGCUACUAGCAGAACUCGAUACUGAUAUCGAUAAUGAGAAAACAGUUAAAAGUCAUGAUAACUUGACACUUUUAACAGAAUUAGGUUUGGCAGAUAUGACUACGACAGCUGUUGACGACUUUGGUGACUUUCAAAAUGGAGCAAUGGAUGAAUUCAUACCAAAACAUACUUGUGACGUCGAUGAUGUUUUCGACAAACUGAUAAAUGAUCUUAAUAUUGGUAAAUAA